CUGUCCUUUCUUGGUUUUCACUGACACCGCUGUCUCACCACAGUGAAGUGUAGUUGUACUUGCGAGACCCCAUUUGUUGUCCCCUGAUAUUAACUCUGUCGUUUGUUGAAAAUGCGUGGUUUUGACUUUUGCAGACGUGGUCGUUGUUUGCCGUUACCCGGGCGAGCCGCGCCGUCCGGGACGGCCGCGUCGUCCGAUCUCCCCCACGGAGAAGCAUCUGCAGAAGUGCGCCUUGUGCGACUACACCACAUCUUACAGCUCUCACAUGUCGAAACACCAGAGAAUACACACAGGCGAGCGUCCGUACAAAUGCGACUACUGCGCCAAAACCUUCAAUCAGAAGUCCAACUUGAUCACACACAUACGCGUCCACACCGGCGAGAGACCUUUCCAGUGCCACCUUUGUCCCUGGAACUCGGCGUGGAAAACCGAGCUUACACGUCACUUGAAAGCUCACAAGCGCAGGCAACAUUUGUCUGAGGGUGCACGUACGUGUACGCCGGUGCUGGACACAAACAUUGUGUCGCACCACAGUGCUGGUCAAGUGUCAAGGCUCUUGAUAAUUGCCUCCGAACAAGUGGAUACUUCAGACAAUGAAGUAUCCAGCAUUACACUCGUCUUUUGCUUAACAUACGCCAUUUUAACUUGCGCAGACUUGGUUGCCUUAUGCCAUCACCCUGGCCAGUCACCUCAUCUCGGCUCACCAAGAGAAAAGCGUGUGUGGAAGUGCCUUGUGUGUGGCUACACUACAAGUCACACCUCUAACAUGUCAAAACACCGAAGAAUACACACGGGCGAGUGUCCGUUUAAAUGCGGAUACUGCGGCAAGGCCUUCAACCGUAAGGGCAACUUGUCCACGCACGUUCGCAUCCACACCGGCGACAAGCCUUACCAGUGCCACCUGUGCCCCAUGGAGUUUGUGCAGAAGGCCACCCUUAUCCGCCAUUUGUGUACUCACAAGAGCAGAAACUUUUUGCCUGAUGAUUAAACUAUGACAGCGAACAUUGAGAAAGCAUAUGAUACGUGCAUCUCAUUCUGUGGCUUCAGGUGCUGAGCUACAGUGGCUAAAAGUUGGUCUAUGCCCCUGUGAAAUCUGACCCUGAGCCACUUUAACAACAGCGAGGACAUGGAUGGUCCUUGGACAACCGCAAGCAAGGCACAAAGUCUCACUGUUUCUAAUGAAGUAUACCAGCUGGCUGUGUGUAUGUUAUGUGCAAGUGAUGUACUGAUAUCCAUGUGUUUAUGUAGUAUAUG
Messenger RNA from Rhipicephalus sanguineus (brown dog tick), 1254 nucleotides. Its product is annotated as zinc finger protein 813-like. Gene Ontology annotation, cellular component: nucleus. The transcript has 3 exons. NCBI's taxonomy places the organism in Eukaryota, Metazoa, Arthropoda, Arachnida, Ixodida, Ixodidae. The record is from RefSeq and is a predicted model, not a curated record. Bases 266 to 988 code for a protein of 240 amino acids.